GCGCGUGCCGGGCAGCGGCGGCAGCAGCCAUGGCGUACCGCGGGCAGGGCCAGAAGGUGCAGAAGGUGAUGGUGCAGCCCAUCAACCUCAUCUUCCGCUACCUGCAGAACAGGUCCAGGAUCCAGGUGUGGCUCUAUGAGCAAGUGAACAUGCGGAUAGAAGGCUGCAUCAUUGGCUUUGAUGAAUAUAUGAACUUGGUGCUGGACGACGCAGAGGAGAUUCACUCCAAAACAAAAUCCAGGAAGCAGCUGGGUCGGAUCAUGUUAAAAGGGGACAAUAUCACUCUUCUACAAAGCGUUUCUAACUAGGAUUUGUUGUUCUUCACUUAGAACAAUGGCUACAGUGCUUCGGAGUGAAUAAAGUGCUAGUGGGAGCAGGACCGGCUAGUAGGCAGGAACUUAUGUGUAACUGGGGUCACAUGCGGAGUUAAAAACUGCGCAUUCCUUUGUGCGAGUAAUUUUUUUUUUUGUAGUUUGAAACGAUGCACAAUGUAUUUCGCAAAUAAACAUUUUUCACAUUAACUGUCAA
Molecule: messenger RNA, 528 nt
Organism: Gavia stellata (red-throated loon)
Lineage: Eukaryota; Metazoa; Chordata; Aves; Gaviiformes; Gaviidae
Gene: SNRPE
Product: small nuclear ribonucleoprotein polypeptide E
Exons: 5
Coding region: 30-308 (92 amino acids)
Biological process (GO): mRNA splicing, via spliceosome; spliceosomal snRNP assembly
Cellular component (GO): U1 snRNP; U4/U6 x U5 tri-snRNP complex; U4 snRNP
Molecular function (GO): RNA binding
Source: RefSeq, a predicted model, not a curated record